AUGACGGAGACCUACUCAUAUAUUUUCGAAUCAGUGGAUCUAGUGCAGAGAGACGAUGAUGGAUGUGUCUCUAACUGUCCUACGUUACCCGACUGUGUAUGCAGUAACAAGAAUGAGGAAUGUGUCCAAGUGCCUCAAACGUGUGAAAAGUGUGCUUACAACCGUUGUACGACAAAAGAUUCUACAUCCACGUUGAAUACUGGAGCCAUCGUUGGUGGUGCUAUUGGUGGAGCUGUAUUUAUUGCUUUACUUGCUGCAUUGUAUUACUACUUUCGCGUGUACAAAAAGAGACCACCAGUGUUGUUGGACGACGAAUAUGAUUAUAGUUAUCAUGACGAUGACACAGAUGGAUUUGUUUCAGAUAAAGGUGGAGGUUAUGCCUUGCAAAGCUUGGAAAGUGCAGGAGCAAAUAACUCAGUGACUAAUCUUCUGAACCAACCAAGUCCUACAGAGUCACACUUCUCAGGAGCUGGUAAGCAGGAUGGUAACCCAAACAAUAGUACUUCUUCGCCAACCCAUGCUCAGUUUGGUAGUAAAGAUGCUGUUGCAUCGUCAGCAGGACAGAAUGGUGCGCAAAUUGGUUCAAAUGGAGCAGCUGCUGGUUCAGCUGCACUUGAACGACCACCUAUGCGUCGAGUCUUGUCUGGUGAAGCAAGAGCAAAGGCUAAGAGAAGGAUAUCAUCUUAUGAGUCAUUUACUCGUCCAAAUGCUCUUAAACUGAAGUCAAAACAGCAGCAACAGUUGGCAGCGCAACAGAGACGGGCAAGACAACAAAAGAUUGUCAAGCAAGCCAACUUACAACAGCAGCAGCAACAGCAACAGCAGCAGCAGCCGCAGCAGAACUUGCAGCCACAUCAACAAAUCUACCUGAACCAUUCACACAGGAGCUCUGUUGCAACUUCGAUAUCCAACGCUUCAAAUAUAUUACCCAUUGCUUACAUUCCUGGUGUGACUGUUCGACCUUCAAAGAACAAUACAGGGUCAUUAUACUCUUAUGAUUCAGAGUCGCUAUUUUCCGAUUUGAAUACGAUUGAGAAUGCCAGUAUUGUCGGAGACAAUGUGGUUGCAAGCCAUGGUCAAGGUCAAGCAGUAGGUGCUGCUCCUGGCGGAAGUAAUGGUAAUGGUGCUUCUGCAAACGGAAACUCAGCAACAAUGACUGCAAUUAAAGCUCAACCUAAAUUGGUCAAUGUAGAUAAGAUUGAAGAGGAAGAGGAAGAAGAUGAUGAAGAAGAAGAAGAUUGGAAUAGAGAGGCAGAUGAUUCGUUUGAUAUAGUGCCUCAUCCUGGGUAUGGCACUAAGUCUAUGCGAUAUGAUUCCGAUGACAGUGAUGUCGAUUCUGAUAUUGGUCAAAUAACAAGAGCUACCUCAGUAAAAAAGUUGAACAAGAAGAACCCAAGUCGUUCAGAUGUAGAGGGCACAACAGUGAUAAGUUCAGACCAUACAUCAAACAGUCUACCCCAUAAUCGCGAAAUCUUGAUGAAUAGUGAAUCUUCACUGAAUAUGUCUCAUAUCCCUGCCGAAAUGAUGAAUUACAAUGAGACUGAUGAUUCGAAUCGAGAUGCUGGCUCUACCGUGGGUUCUUUUCUAUUUGACAUUGGUUUUGACGAUAAUUCGGCGUCUUCGCCAUCGCAAUCCAACAUGGCUUUUGAUGAGUCCAAUCGUAAAGGAAGCCCGUUUGCUGAUGGUAGUGUAUAG
Messenger RNA from Lodderomyces margitis, 1695 nucleotides. It is a transcript of the gene OPY2, whose product is annotated as Opy2p. Lineage: Eukaryota; Fungi; Ascomycota; Pichiomycetes; Serinales; Debaryomycetaceae. The record is from RefSeq and is a predicted model, not a curated record. Bases 1 to 1695 code for a protein of 564 amino acids. The transcript has a single exon.